GUGAUAUCGUCCUUUUAACUUAUUCGUGUCAAAUUUUUUCUAAAACAAAAAAUAUUUUUUUAAGGAUUAAAUCCCAUCUCUUGCGCUCCACGAAAAAUUGUCAUAUGUUACCAAAUCCACCCCUCCGCCGCCGGUACUGCCACUUGUUGACCAUUCCAACCCGCCACCUGUUCUGUAUCAGCUUCCCUCCUUCCUUCCUUCCACUCUCCUGAAUUUUUGGGAUGCCAUUCAAAUUCGUCAAAACCCUUUUAAAAUCUCAAUCCCAUCUCCAUCGUACUUAAAACCCGCUUUUUGCAAUCUAUUAUUGUUCAUGAUUCAUUCGAGUACUUGCGAAAAAUACAGACACUGAACCAGCUUCUUCUUCUUCUUUAAACUUCAACCAUCAUGCCUUGGUUCAGAAACCUGGUUCACCUUUCCAGUACAGCCUUCAAAUCCCAAUUAUCACACAAGCCUGCCGUAGCCGUUAACAAAUCGAUUCCCUCCCUAUUAAGCCACCAAUUGCUUUUGCAAUUCAGUAACACCGCCGCCACCGCCACCGCCGAAAAGGUGCCGGUUGAUAAUGGCGGUGGCACAAAAACUUCCACUCCGACGAGUUACGCUGGGCUUGGGCCGACAAAGGGUGAUCAGAAGCCGAGACUAGUUGUAUUGGGCUCUGGGUGGGCCGGUUGCAGGCUGAUCAAGGAUAUCGACACCAAUCUUUACGACGUCGUCUGCGUUUCGCCGAGGAACCACAUGGUUUUUACUCCUUUACUUGCUUCCACUUGUGUAGGCACAUUGGAGUUCCGGUCGGUUGCAGAGCCGAUCGGCCGGAUUCAACCCGCCAUUUCCCGGGAACCCGGUUCGUAUUACUUCCUCGCUAAUUCCACCGGCAUUGAUUUCGAAAAUCACGUGGUGAACUGCCAAACAGUGACCGAUGGAGUGGAUACUCUGCCGCCUUGGGACUUCAAAAUCUCAUAUGAUAAGCUGGUUAUUGCCUCUGGAGCAGAUGCAUCCACAUUUGGCAUCAAGGGUGUUAAAGAGCAUGCCAUUUUUCUGCGUGAGGUGCAUCAUGCUCAGGAAAUUCGCCGACGACUGCUCCUCAAUUUGAUGCUCUCCGAUGUGCCAGGGGUUAGUGAUGAAGAAAAACGCAGGCUCCUGCAUUGUGUUGUUGUUGGAGGUGGUCCUACUGGGGUGGAAUUCAGUGGUGAGCUUAGCGACUUUAUCCAGAGGGAUGUCCGUCAAAGAUAUGCUCAUGUCAAGGAUUACAUUCAUGUCACCCUGAUCGAGGCAAAUGAGAUUUUAUCUUCGUUUGAUGAUCGCCUUCGGGUAUAUGCAACGAAGCAGUUGAUUAAGUCAGGAGUUCGUCUGGUCCGUGGUGUUGUAAAAGAUGUUCAACCUGAAAAGAUAGUUCUUAGUGAUGGAACUGAUGUACCUUAUGGCUUGUUGGUCUGGUCUACCGGUGUUGGCCCAUCACCUUUUGUGAAGUCUUUGGAUAUUCCCAAAUCACCUGGGGGGAGGUCAGUUGCACUUCCUUUGUUAUCGCAACUCAAAACUAACAAAAGUUAAAGAUCUCUGCUUUCAGUUAAUAAUGUUUCCAAUACUUCUUGGAAUACUUCUUGGAUAUUCCUUUGCCGUUCUUCCAACUUAAAUGAUUCCUGGCAAUGUUGUUCUUUCACCAUCUCCAAGUGUGGACAUGCUGAAUAUGUAGUCAACGACCAAUUACUGCAAUGCUGCUCUUUAUAGUAUUCUUCAUGGCCUUGUUCAUCUCCUUUACUGUUUGUUUCUUGGGAUAUCCAACUUGUUUAAUUAAGCUUAUUCUAUCUACUUCAAAGUGGAAGGUUUUCAAGCACAUUUCAGUUCAAAUGCACCUUUUUUUAUUAAGAUAUUAUACUAGAUUAGUUCGUAAACUUCAACUUUUCAAAGUGGAAGACUUUGUCAACAUUUUACUUCUUUUCAGGAUUGGAGUGGAUGAGUGGCUACGCAUCCCCUCUGUGCCUGAUGUUUUCUCUAUUGGUGACUGCUGUGGGUUUCUGGAAAGUACAGGCAAACCAGUCCUUCCAGCUCUUGCUCAAGUAAGUUGGACUAUGCUCUUGUGAAGUUAUCUUGAACAAUGCUAAUAAAAUUGAUGAUUAUGAAGUUCUUAGGAAUGUUGUACUCCAUUAGACAAGAAAAUAGAACAAAUCGCAACUAUCCCCUUCUUAGAUUCACCAUUUUGCAAGCAGAUUAUUACCUCCACAUUUUAUUUUGUAGCAAUCAACUAUCAUUAUCAAUCCGUAGAUUUUACUAGCCCUAGCAGCCUAGAGCUGUUUUUCAAGGUCCUAUGUCUAUUCUAAACAAACUACGCUUCCAUUGUUUGAUCACGAAGGAAAUGCAUAACCAAUUAUGUGAUUUUUGUGUCUCAAAUGCGUAUUACUCUUUUAUGGACUAUGUUUGUAGUUUAAGUUCUGUUAGUGUUAUCGUUUGAGUCUAUGACUUCUCUAUUUUUAUUUGUCUCCCUUGGUCCAGGUAGCUGAGCGGCAGGGGAAAUAUUUAGCACAGGAACUGAAUAGAAUUGGUAGUGCUGGUGGUGGGCGUGCAAAUUCUUCAAAAGAUAUUGACCUUGGAGCUCCAUUCGUCUAUAAACAUCUGGGGAGUAUGGCUACCAUAGGCAGAUAUAAAGCCCUAGUGGACCUCAGGCAAACCAAGGUUAUUAUAAGCACUAAUUUAAUGGAUAUUCUUUCCCCCUCUUUCUACCUAAGGUGUUCAGAAUAGGGAAGAUGUCUGAGUUCAUUGUCAUGUGCAGGAAGCAAAAGGAAUAUCCAUGGCUGGAUUCACUAGCUGGUUUAUUUGGCGAUCUGCUUACCUUACCCGCGUCAUAAGCUGGAGGAACAGAUUUUAUGUAGCAAUCAACUGGUUGACAACAUUAGUUUUUGGCCGUGAUAUAAGUCGCAUCUGAGGUAAAUUUGAAAGAACCUGUGUACUGUCGCAUUGCAUACAUCUUUGUGUUUAUACUACCAUGCACCGUUUAAUGUAAUAUCAUUUAUUUUCAUUUCCCGUGUGGCACAUUCUGCUGACCAACAUAACAUUUAGUUUACAGUCUAAACAAAUUGAAAACACCAAUUUUUAGAUGAUUAUAUGAACUUCUAUGGACUUAAUUUAUCAACAGUGUAUUGGAUUAUCAGAGGUAUUACUGAUCUCAGAAGUCCAUUGUGUAAAUUUGCUUUGUUUUGUACCAGGAACAGGAAAAACUGGUAUGUUCAUCGAAGGAAAUCAAUUAAUGGUGCUACUGAAACCCUCUCCACUCCCUCCUCUUUCCUCGCCCACCAGUACGAAUUCAUUUGUAGCUACAACCUUGGCUUUCAUUUUUCUUGUAAGACAGGCAAGUAUGGGGUUGGUCAGUUUUUUUUUUUUUUUCGCUUUCCAGUGUAUCAAAUUGGAUCAUACAUGUGUUGCUACAACUACAACGCGCAGCUUAAUAUUUUGUAAAUUUCUGAUUGAUAAGGAGUAAUGAAAUCUAGAUUUCACAAUGUAUUUAACGAGUUAUUUCGGUAAUAAUAGAUCUGCGAGGCAGCCGAUGGAUUUAACUAGUCUUUAAGACAGAAAAUAGGUUUGUGAUGAUGCCCUUAGAUGUUAUGGCCGUCAAAUGUGCCCUAUAUUGAUGUGUAUUCAACAUUCCUCCACUAAACUUUGGUUUGAAAAUGAGGAAAUGAGUUUUUACAGUCUACUUAUUUGCCAACCAUGCUCAACAUGCAGAAAGGGGUUUCUCUUCGAGUAUUCAUUUCUUUUUGCUCACCGUUGUGCAUUUCUUUCGAGUACCUAGCCAAUCACACGGGGUGAGGCCUGUGGGAAAGGGGUGUAGUCUUUCCCAAUGUCCCUUCGGGUCUCUCAUGAGAUGCCUGUACUUAGUGCAAAUCAAUAAUAAUAACGGAGACCCCAAAUUGCAUGUAAACUCCAGAACUUAAGACGAAACGUUGGCAGAGCCAGCGACCAUACCUGUUUAGGAACUUCCGUUUCUGUAUGUUUGGACAAAAACAGGGGACCAUUUCUUAUUUUCUUUCAAGAUCUUGGAUCUGCGUCCUGUGAUUCUGGUAAUAAUUUUCCAUUUUUUGGUUGCAACAACACAAACGAAGUCAUAUUAUUGAAUAUUGAUGAUUAUAAUGUCG
Molecule: messenger RNA, 4121 nt
Organism: Oldenlandia corymbosa var. corymbosa
Lineage: Eukaryota; Viridiplantae; Streptophyta; Magnoliopsida; Gentianales; Rubiaceae
Source: the annotation of a GenBank genome assembly